Hemiscyllium ocellatum (epaulette shark) is the source of this 2343-nucleotide messenger RNA. RefSeq names its product ubiquitin-conjugating enzyme E2D 1b (gene ube2d1b). The transcript has 7 exons. Gene Ontology annotation, molecular function: ubiquitin conjugating enzyme activity. The coding region runs from base 106 to 549 and encodes 147 amino acids. Gene Ontology annotation, biological process: ubiquitin-dependent protein catabolic process; protein polyubiquitination. Gene Ontology annotation, cellular component: nucleus. The record is from RefSeq and is a predicted model, not a curated record. NCBI's taxonomy places the organism in Eukaryota, Metazoa, Chordata, Chondrichthyes, Orectolobiformes, Hemiscylliidae.
AAGCGAGGUCGGCGGGCUGGAGGAAGGGGAAGUGGCAGCGUCUUCCUCCAGCCGGGCGACAAGGGAGCGGCUCCGAGCGCGGCGCGACCAACUUUCCUUUACAGUAUGGCCAAGAAGCGGAUAGAGAAGGAAUUAAAGGACUUGCAACAAGACCCGCCAGCUCAAUGUUCAGCAGGUCCAGCGGGAGAUGAUAUGUUCGAUUGGCAAGCCACUAUCAUGGGACCUUAUGACAGCCCGUAUCAGGGAGGAGUUUUCUUUCUUGCAAUUCAAUUUCCUACAGAGUACCCUUUUAAACCGCCAAAGGUUGCAUUCACAACAAAAAUAUAUCAUCCAAACAUAAACAGCAAUGGCAGCAUUUGUCUUGAUAUUCUGCGAUCACAGUGGUCACCGGCAUUAACAAUAUCAAAAGUUUUGUUAUCUAUUUGUUCACUCCUAUGUGAUCCUAAUCCUGAUGAUCCACUGGUUCCAGAAAUUGCAAAAAUGUACAAAACAGAUAAGGAACAAUACAACAAGUACGCAAGAGACUGGACUCAGAAAUAUGCAAUGUAGAAUUGGUGUUGGAUAUACUGCAACCAUCCAAUAGAAGAAAGUGACAACACUAUUUGUUCCAAUUGAAACACAUGGAGUUCACAAUAAAUAUCCAUUGUGGGCGAUAAGUACUGUAAAUUUUCUUAAGUGCAAACAAAGUAUGAUUGUUUUCAAAACUACAAACUGUUCUUGCAGUAAUUGCUAAAUAAGCAAUGACGUUUACCAAUAAAAUUCCACAUAGUGGUGUUUUCUCUGUUCUGACAAGUGUUCCAGUGCUAAUUCUGAUUUGUUAUCUGGUACAACUGCUAAUUCUAUGCAUUUUGGGCUGGUAUUAAGUGUUUUGAGUCAGUUUUCUUUCUCUUUGCUGCACAUGUUCCAAGAUGUUGGUGAGAAAUACGGGGAUAAGCUGGUUGCCAACAAUGAUUUCAAUGUCAAAAACUGCACAGGUACAAAUGUUGGCCUGCCCAUUGUCUGUGCAUUCCAUUCACUUACUGGAAGUGAUGGAGGUGCAUCAGUCUCUUGUUCAGACAUGGAGUCAGUUUUUUUUUAAAUGUUGUGCAGUUGACCAAAUCACUCACCAAGCCUUGUACAAUGUUGCAUCAACCAGACGAUAACAGAUUGAAAAUUAUCUCUUGUAACCAUCAUAAUUAGAAUAGUAAUUUUCAAUCUGGUUUAAUGUCUUUCCAUUAGGAAUAGAAUUGUAUGUCUACAUGGUGCUGGCUUUUUCUAUUUAACGUAUAUAAAGUAUUACCUACCUCUGGUAGAAUGUAUUUUUCCUUGCCUAUUAUCCAUCUCACUGAUUACAAGAUUGUUUUGGACCCCCCUCUAAUUGGUUUGCCACACUUACUUGUGUUUAUCCAAUUUGAAAUAAAUUUGCUUUGUGAACGAUUUUGCAUUAAAUGGUAAAUUAAAUCACAGCCAAUUUUCCAAUUGCCUGGAUUCCUUAAGUUUGAACCAAUGCGUCAGAGGCAAUUUAACAACGAAUAUCUGGAUUAUUUAGAAUAUCGGUGAAAUCAUGUAUAAAAAUUUAUUUUGCAACCAAAGUGGAUGAUGCUUACUACAAACCUUGAAUCACAACUGAACUUCUGACUGUAUAGAUGUGACUAAAAAAUGCACCUUUUUCUCUAAGCUGAAGAACUGAAAUGCUGCACUUGUAAUUAAAACAGUUGGACUGUUUUGCCAGUGAUUUGUCUUUUGUUUUAAAAAAAACUUUUUUCUGUUUUGUCUGACUUAUUCAUCUUUACUGAAAUCUGCAGAAGUCUGUAUAUUAAUACAUAUUAUUUUGCAAGGUACGUAUCCUGUUUUGUGAUCCUUACCCUUCUCCAAAGCCAGUUUUGUUUUGCUUAUUUGAAAUAUUAACCCUGCCUUUUCAGUGUUUUAACCCACUGUCAGAAGCUCUAAAUUUGAAACCCUACCUUCCUGUCUCUCCACUAGACUGAGUGUUUCUAGAAUAUUUCAUUUUUGAUUUGAUUUCCAGAAUCUGUGUAUUUUGCUUUGUUCAGACUGAUGUUUCACAGGGGCUGGCCCACGAUGAACAAAAGCUGGAUUAGAUUGUCAAAUAGCCACUUUGAAGAAGACUUUAAGGCAGUGCCUGUAGGAGUUAGGUUUUUCAGUGAUAUCACUGGCUGAGAAAUGCAAAGCAAGAGAUGAAAAGGAAUUUCUUGUAAAAGAAACACGCGAGAGGGGCUUUUCUCCACUUCUGAGAACUCAUGGCUAAUUGUGCAUAUCUGUUUGAUUUUAAUUGUUAAAACCUAAAGCAAAGUUACCAGGCUUGUGCAACUUUCACUUUUUGUCCAAAUAAAAAUGUUCACAAAA